CCCUGGUUGAGAUUAUUAUGUUGAUUUCCGCCGCCCUUCCAAGUUAACACCAUAGCCGUAUAGGUCUGUAGAAGCCAAUUUUCCUUUAGCUAAUAGGCGACGCUGGCUAGCAACUUCAGGGUCCGCUUGCCGCAUAGUCAGCCACUCAGCCUAGAAGCAAAGGCCAUUGCUGCCCACCAGAAGUUCUUAAAUUUAAGCGUUGGCUGUUACCAUGGAUGGUCCGAGGUUGCCUCAAGACUGUUUCUUGCCGGAAGAAGCUUUCAAUAAAUAGUAAUAAUAAUAGCAAAAACAACAAUAAUCGUCAUCUCCCUGUUUACGCUAAAGUCGCUUACAUCUUAGGCCUUCAAGUCUCUCCUUCUCACAGGUGCAAGAUAGUUCUUCAGGACUCUUGAAGAACUAUAUUUGAAGACGCUCUAACAAUUGUUAGUGGAAAUCAGCCUGCAAAAUCUCAAGGAAGAGCUAUCCAUCUGUCUACCAUGGAGUUUUCAGAGGACUGGAAGUCCCUAUGGCCAGUAUCCUUAUCCUUCUCUCCCCCGCUCCUUCUUCCAAACAAAGCAUCAAAGCGCCCCUGUCUCGAGAAAAGCUCCGUCGGACCCCUAAUCUUCAACCCAUGUCGGAAAAUGUUGGUCCAGCUUUUGAACCCCCCCUCCAUAUGCCCCACUCCCCCUCCAUAUUCAGAAGUCACCUUUCCGGAAUUUCUAUCGACUUCAAGUGCCCUACGCCACUACCCAUUACCACUACGAUUGCAUCUGAUUUGGGAACCCCACAGGGUCUUAGCACUGUCCACAACCACAAUGCUCUUCAUCUGUUCCAUUGCCCUAAUGUAAAAUCUGGUAGUGAUCAUACUAUGGUUCUUACUUUUUUUCCCACCGGUGAUAAUUAUGACCAGCUAGGGUUUGCUAUGCUCAUUUUGAAAGAUUCUAAAUUUAUGAGCGUAAUUCAGGGACAAGAGCGAUUUCUUUGUGCAUAGCCACAGGUUGAAUCAUCGGAUAUCUAGAUUAUUGGUAAACCCAGUCUCUGAUUUUGAUGUCUUUUCAUCAUCAUCCUGUGGUUAUCUGUAUUCAACCUUGCAUUAUACUGUUAUUGGGCAUGUCAUGGUUUGCACGACAUUUUCUGUGCAUUGGUAUAUUGUUAAGAUGCCUAAAGAGCGCUUAGGAGAUACAGUUUUAGAAUAUGGUGGCCAUGCUGGUCUUAAGUUAUUUCAAGGUUCUUCUGUUGUUCAUGCGUGUUAGAGAUCACACAUGAGUGUAUUGUGCUUCUUGAGAACGGAAAACUCUUCUUGUUUGAUGGGAGUUUUUGGCUGAAGAAAAGCAACAAGAGAAUUGGAGAAGUUCAAGGCAAAAAAUUGUGUAUAUCAUGGGGCAAUGAUUUGAAUGAAAAUAAUGGGAGGUGGUUGAGUUGUGAAUUCAGUUGUUGCUCAUUCUAAUAUUCUUUUCCUAGUUGAUUUGAGGUCUGAUAGGUGUCAAGUUUCUACUUUACUAAAUAUUGAUUUUUUAUCCACAGGGAAUUCUGAUAGAUUUGUUGCUAUAUCUAGGUCAGAUUCCGGCGGCUUCUAUUUUGCUGCUUCCUCAAACAGUUUACUAAUACUCCGUGAUGUGAGAAAAUCAUUCGUCCCGAUGUUGCAAUGGGGCAUGGGCCCACAAUCUCCAAAACCCUGAAUACAUCACUGUUUUCAAAUUAUCCAAAGCUUCGACCAACUACCAAGAUGAUGAUCAGUUCAAGUGGGCAUAUGAAU
This is a messenger RNA of Cuscuta europaea, 1735 nucleotides long. The record is from the annotation of a GenBank genome assembly. NCBI's taxonomy places the organism in Eukaryota, Viridiplantae, Streptophyta, Magnoliopsida, Solanales, Convolvulaceae.